Epinephelus lanceolatus (giant grouper) is the source of this 3941-nucleotide messenger RNA. Its product is annotated as arf-GAP with dual PH domain-containing protein 1. Gene Ontology annotation, cellular component: intracellular membrane-bounded organelle; cytoplasm; plasma membrane. Gene Ontology annotation, biological process: positive regulation of GTPase activity. The record is from RefSeq and is a predicted model, not a curated record. Gene Ontology annotation, molecular function: phosphatidylinositol bisphosphate binding; GTPase activator activity; phosphatidylinositol-3,4,5-trisphosphate binding. Lineage: Eukaryota; Metazoa; Chordata; Actinopteri; Perciformes; Serranidae.
CACCUCCUCUGCGCACAGGCGGGCUUGUCGCUGCGAUUUGCCUCCAGACUUUUGUCAGGACGCGUGUUUCAGGCCACCUGAAAGGUGUCAGCACUGGCUUUUAGGGGCCCCGCAGCAAAGGACAAGAGAGAAUGGACGUUUCCGUGCAAACUUUAUGAAGAGGCCUUGAUUUCAUUCGUCUGUAAUCGGAGGGAAACACCUCGCCUCUGCUGAGGGCGCGUACCUGUGCGGACUUGCCCACAGCCCGUUAGGAGGGACUCCAGUGGGGGAGUUAAGGCCGAGGAGACACACCUUACCCCCCACCCCCUCCCCCACCCUCUCUGUCUGUCUGUCCCUCUCUCUCUCUGAAAGCGGAGGAAUCUGAAAACUGAAAUGUCGGCAAAUGACAGAUCAACGCGAGCACUGAGGGAGAUCCUGCAAAAUCCUGGAAAUGACGCUUGCGCAGACUGUGGCGCACCCGAUCCCAGCUGGGGCUCCUGCUCCUUGGGUGUGUUCAUCUGCCUGGCCUGUUCUGGGAUUCACCGCAAUAUCCCCGAUAUCAGCAAGGUCAAGUCCCUGAGCCUUUCACACUGGGAGGACCACGAGGUGAAGUUCAUGGCUGAGAAUGGUAAUGAGCUGAUGAAGAGUAAAUAUGAGGCUGCUGUUCCCGUCUACUACUACAAGCCAACCCACAAAGACUGCCAGACGUUGAGGGAGCAGUGGAUUAGAGCAAAGUAUGAGAGGAAGGAGUUCUCUGAGCCUGGGAAGAACUUUAUAUAUGAGGAAGGAACUAAAGAUGGCUUGUUGAUGAAGAGGGGGCGGGACAAUGGGCAGUUCCUCAGCAGGCGUUUUGUCCUCUCAGAGAGGGAGGGGACUUUGAAGUAUUUCACCAAAUAUGACGCUAAGGAGCCCAAAGCAAUAAUCAAGGUGGACACCAUCAACGCAACCUUCCAGCCCGAGAAGAUAGGAAACCCCAACGGCCUGCAGAUCACCUACCUCAAAGACUACAGCACCCGCAACAUCUUCGUCUACCAUGACAACAGCAAGGAGAUCGUCGACUGGUUUAAUACGAUUCGUGCAGUUCAGCUUCACUAUUUAAAGGUGGCCUUUCCUGGGGCUACAGAUGCUGAGCUGGUACCCAAACUUACCCGUAACUUUCUGAAGGAAGGAUACAUGGAAAAGACAGGUCCCAGGCAAACGGAAGGCUUCAAGAAACGCUGGUUCACUCUGGACCAGAGGCGACUCAUGUAUUUCAAAGAUCCGCUGGAUGCCUUUGCCAAGGGUGAAGUGUUCUUGGGAAACAAGGAGCACCAUUACAGUGUCUCGUCCGGCUUGCCUGCUGGCACCUACUGCAAUGGCGCCUGGCAACACGGUAUCACCAUAGACACACCUGAUCGCAGCUUCCUGUUUACUUGUGAGUCGGAGAGCGACCAGCAGGAUUGGCUGAAACACUUCACUGAUGUCAUGAAUGCUCCGAUGUCCCCUCAGGACUACACAAUGGAAGCCUUGUUCAAGCACAGGCAUUGAUGGACCAGCGGCCUGUAGGACCAUCUCCCCUCCUCUCUUCCCAGCCCAUCACCAAUCUGACACCGGACUCACUCAGCUCUGCCUCUGAGCGUGCCAUUGUACCAACAUGGUCAGACUGGAGCUUGUUCCAAGUCCCAAUGCUGUUCUUUUACAGUGGGGUUAGAGAUGCAAACAAGAGGAUCAAUGCAACAUCCAGUGGGAAAUUAAAAAAGUUAUCUGGCUAAAAGAAACAGUAAUUGUUGAUAACCAAUAAGAUUGUCUUUGAUUUUGUUUUGCUGUGGUGUUUUUGCACUGCACUGGUCAACCAGUCAGUGCAGUUCUAUAACAUAUUUCUUUUUCGGACUUCAUGUAACACAGUUCUAGAUGUUGAUUUUUAUUUUCAUCAUGGUAAAAUAAUGAGUUUCUAGGUUUGUUCAAUAAUUAAUGUGAGAUUUAAGAAAAUGGCAUUUAAUGUGACCGGUGCCUUGGUCCUCUUGUCCUCUUGUAUCACGUAUUUUAUGUUAAAGGUCCAGUGUGUUGGAUUUAGGGGGAUAUAUUGGCAGAAAUGGAAUAUAUUUUAAUAAGUAUAUUUUAAUUAGUGUAUAAUCACCUGAAAAUAAGAAUCACUGUUUUUGUUAUCGUGGAAUGAGCCAUUUAUAUGUGCAUAGGAGGUGGGUCCUCAUCACACUGCCAAGUAUUUACAGUAGCCUGGGGCGGACAAACCAAACACUGGCUCUAAAUAGGGCCAUUCACGUUUUUGCAUUGGCAACCAUAAUGAGCAACUCCUCAACAAUGAACAUAGGACACUUUUUUAGAUGUAAAACUGCUUUAUUCAGUGUUUUACCGGUUUAAAUCAGUGGGUCAGUUUGUUUCGGAGAGGAUAAAGCUGAAAACACACUGGUGCUGCUGUGGCACGGUGUGACAUAUGACGUGUUAAGUGCCACCCUUAGCACAGACUGGACGUGUUGCACUGCAGCUCGUCAACAGACAACCAUGCAAAGUUAUUACACUUGUACUGAAAGAUCUGUACUUCCUCCACCUUUGCAUCAGCUUUAACUCAUGUGUGGAGAGCCCCUAAUUAAACUUGAUUUCUCACCUGAAGAGCCGAUCUUGUUUAACUCGGAAUAUUUCCUGACCUCAACGAGGUGACCUCAGCCACAGAGCUCUCUUUAUACAUCAGUGGUGAGGGGAGGAGUCGAGCUGCUAUAGGACCAGAGAAAAAGAGCGGCUACAGAAGUUGGUCCGUACAAGCAGAGAGCGAGUGGGGGGAAAAAUGCAUUUAAUUCCAGGGGCGACAAGGCUGGAAAUAUGACAGUGGCGUCAAGUGCUGCGUCCAGAAGUGCCGACGUGCAUCCAGCCACCAGUGGGGGUCAUACAUUUAACAUAACAGGGGCGUAUUUUUUGACGUGCACCAUUCCCUACCAGUUUUUUUUUUUUUUUUGGCCUAAACUUGUAUAGAUAACUUCUGGUGAAAUCCUCCUGAACCUUUGGAUCUUAAGUUAUCAGAGGAAGAAGGUGUUUUACUCAUAGAGGAGAGGAAGAGACCUCUGUGGAUAAUUUGGCUCCUGGUAGAAAACUCCUGAACAAUAAACACUGAAGGAAUUCUAACCAGGAGAAGUUUAAGCUGGUUGCAGUCUGCAAUCCUCACCACUAGAUGCCACUAAAUUCCCCUAAAUCUUACACACUAGACCUUUAAGUGUGAUAAUUGGGUUAUUCUAAAAAGGUACAGGGAGUCAGAUUGCUCAGUCAGGUACAGACCAUCAACAGCACAGAAAACAACUGUGUCUGUGAUGGAUUCAGAAUUCCUUUUGAUUUCUCUCUCCCUUUCUUUUUUUUAAAGCAGUGUCAUUUAUUGGUUGUUUUAUGUAAUCUUUGUAACUACUCAUGACUUGCAUGAUUUAGAUAGAGCAUUGCAGUCGGUGCAGCUCAGUGUAUUGUGCUGUUUCAGUCAGAAAAGGUCAGAAAGGGAGUUUAUUUUUAACCAAAGCAAUAUCUUCACACUACAUGACUUUUUUUAUGAUUUAUUUGCUUUAAGGACAAGUGUUGAUUUUGUAAAACUGUUUUUAAAAUGUGCAAGUACUUCUAUCAAAGAUGUAACCAAAUGACAAUAAAGGGGAUUUGCAAAUGGAUUGGGAUACAAAAGCUCAGAGCACUCCAAGCCAUUACAUGGUCUAACAGUGCCUCCAUGUGGCGUACAGUACAUACACUAAGUCUUUAUUAAAAGCAAUACCAAUAAUAAGUUAUUUCUACCAUUUUUCAGAUAUAAAAAAAACAAUUAAUACAUUUUAUUGGUAUAUUUUUGUUGUUUUCAUUUUCUGUUUUUUGGUUAACAAUGUACUCACAUUACAUAUUAAUUUGAUGUCAUUUUUAAAAUAUAUUUCUAUGCUUGUGCAUGGCAGACUGACAUACCACAUGAAAAUACUGACAAUCACCAAUAAAAAAAAAUUCCUCUGGAA